This is a messenger RNA of Cygnus olor (mute swan), 3141 nucleotides long. It is a transcript of the gene SLC17A5, whose product is annotated as solute carrier family 17 member 5. Gene Ontology annotation, biological process: monoatomic anion transport; transmembrane transport. The transcript is spliced from 11 exons. Lineage: Eukaryota; Metazoa; Chordata; Aves; Anseriformes; Anatidae. The record is from RefSeq and is a predicted model, not a curated record. Gene Ontology annotation, molecular function: transmembrane transporter activity. Bases 113 to 1570 code for a protein of 485 amino acids.
GGGCCGGCUGCGGGGCGGCUCUGGGGCGGCUGCGGGGCUCCCGGCCGCUGCUCCCGGCCUUUCCGCGGUGGCGGCCGGCGGCCUGGCGCUGGGCGCGCUGCAGGGCGGCGCGAUGGAGCCCGACGAGGGGGAGGACCGCACGCCGCUGCUGAAGGAGCCCCGGCUCGACGGAGCGGUCCCUGCCUGCUGCUCAGCUCGCUACAAUCUAGCACUGCUGGCCUUUUUUGGGUUUUUCCUUCUGUACGCAUUACGGGUGAACCUAAGCGUUGCUCUGGUGGAUAUGGUGGAACCUAACACAAGCUUAGCAAAGAAUACAACUUCCAACGUGUGUCCGGAGCAUUCCUCCACCAUAAAUACUCCUCGCAACACAACGGGGAAAAAGUAUUCUUGGGAUGCUGAUACGCAGGGAUGGAUCCUUGGUUCUUUUUUCUAUGGGUAUAUCAUUACACAGAUUCCAGGCGGAUAUCUUGCAAGCAAAAUCGGUGGGAAGCUCUUGUUGGGGUUUGGUGUCUUUGGUACGUCGGCAUUCACCUUGCUCACUCCCUUAGCUGCGGAUUUGGGAGUUGGCUACCUCAUAGCUGUCCGAGCCUUGGAAGGACUGGGAGAGGGUGUUACCUUCCCAGCUAUGCAUUCAAUGUGGUCUUCUUGGGCUCCUCCACUGGAACGCAGCAAGCUCCUCAGUAUUUCAUAUGCAGGUGCACAGCUGGGAACUGUAGUCUCUCUGCCACUGUCUGGUUUAAUUUGUUACUAUAUGAACUGGGUUUACGUGUUUUACAUAUUUGGUGCACUUGGCGUCUUAUGGUUCUUCUUCUGGAUGUGGCUGGUUAGUGACACGCCAGAAACUCACAAGAGCAUUUCACAUGCUGAAAGGGAAUAUAUACUUGCUUCUCUAAAAGAUCAGCUUUCUACACAGAAAUCUGUUCCCUGGAGGCCUAUGCUGGAGUCCCUUCCACUCUGGGCUAUCGUUGUGGCACACUUCUCUUAUAACUGGACUUUCUAUACACUUCUCACACUCUUGCCCACAUACAUGAAGGAGAUCCUGCGGUUUGAUGCACAGGAGAAUGGUUUUUUAUCUGCUCUACCUUAUUUUGGCUGCUGGUUAUGUAUAAUUCUGUCUGGGCAAAUUGCUGAUUAUUUACGGGAAAAACAGAAGUUGUCCACUGUUUGUGUUCGCAAAUGUUUUACACUAAUAGGAAUGAUUGGACCUGCAGUGUUCUUAGUAGCAGCUGGAUUCAUAGGAUGCAACUACGCGCUGGCUGUUGCAUUUGUGACCAUAUCAACAACACUAGGAGGAUUUUGUACGUCUGGUUACAGCAUCAACCAUCUGGACAUAGCACCUUCGUAUGCUGGGAUUCUUCUUGGGAUCACAAAUUCUUUUGCUACUAUCCCAGGAAUGGUGGGGCCAGUUAUUGCCAAGAGCCUUACUCAUAAUAACACUGUGGGAGAAUGGCAGACAGUUUUCUAUAUUGCUGCUUCCAUUAAUCUAUUUGGAGCAAUUUUCUUUGCAUUAUUUGCAAGUGGAGAAGUUCAGGACUGGGCAGUCAGUGGUUAUCACUUGCAUCGAAACUGAAGGAGACAUUGAAAAUACCAAAGCUGUGCUGAAUCCCAAUGUGCUAGAAUUAUGUGACCAGAAAAGUGCCUUCCCUACUGAUGCCUAGGAACCUUCAGAGCCUUUCAGUUAAAAUAUUUUAUCUGUGUAUCUUUUGUACUGAAAAUCAUUUGACAUUAUGUGUGUGCUAUUUCCUAACAAGAAACUACUUGGAUUAAAUAGAAUAGAUUCAUGCUAGAACUUGAUAUCAAAUAUAUGAUCAGAGACAGCGUUUUAAAUCAGUGUGCUAGGAUCCAUUUCCUUCCAGUUUUUAAUUAAUAUUUUCUGAAUUAAUGUGUAGGCAGAUGUUUGCUGAUACUGAAAUGAGAGGAAAAAGCAAAGUGAUUAUGUAGCACUGUGAGGAGGAAUGGCAUGCAAAGAAUUGUACACAAAAAAAGCGGUGUUUUGAUUUCCAUGAUGAGAUUGAUAGUUUUUCACUGUUUAAAAAGCUAAAAGAUUUCUAGUUUUCUACAAUCUUUUAUAAAGCUUUUAUUUUGUCAGUGUUUUAAUUGAUGUCUAAGAAACGCACACUUGAUUUUACUCUAUUUUACGCACAAGUUUUCAAAUAGAAACAUUCCCUGUUUCAAGAAUACAGCUUCACAAUUGAUACAAAGCAAUGAGGAAGUGAAAUACGCAGUUGUGACUGACAGAAUAAGCCACGUGUUACUGUUCUCUGUAGUGCAAGUUUUCUUAAAUAGGCCUUAUUUUUAUUCAGCUGUGCAAAGAAGAAGCAGUGCAACUCUGGUUUAAAUCUAGGCAGCGUACAAGAAUGAACUAGAAAUAGAGUAUCUGCAUGUUUACGUGAAAAUAACUUUCAAUUUGGCGGUUCGUUUUUGUCUGUUAAAAUCAACGCAGUGGAAUUAUUUCCUCUUUCACAUAGAUAUAUUUGUCAGCUUGUCAGUGUAAAUGCAGUAAAAUAAGGCCAUUGUAGGGAAUAAAUGAGGAAAAUCAGUUCUCCAGUAGCCUUGUUAGUCAGAUAAAAGUAGAAUAAAAAGAACUAGUGCAAUAUCCUGAUGCUAUUAAUCUCCCAUCAGCAUAGAAUUUGACACUCAAGAGCAUCCUUUGCACGACAGGCAAUUAAAUGCCACACACUAAGAUUAAAUUAAGUGUAUGAAAACAGUGGCCUAGUUAAGAACAAAUGGCUGAGUAAUCUUGUAGUCACAAAGCAAAGCAAAAUUCCUGUGCCAAAGAUUCCUGGAUUGGAGCAAUUAGGUAAAAAAAUAAAUAAAAAAUAAAAAUCACUGGGCUCUGGGUUUUUCAUUUACCACCAAUGCAAAAGAAAAGCCCAGUACUAACACUGCUCCAGUGGAGCCUACCUUCCUUCAUUUCUAGGAAAUGGCAUCUGCCUCCUCUUUUUAGCUUUAGCCGUUUGGUUUUGACCUUCCUUGAAGUGUCAUGUUCUCUGAUGGUGGAACUGUGUUUAAAUCUGUGUUUGUCUGCAGCAUUUCCACAAUAAACAAUGUGAAGUUCAGAUGGAAACAGUAGUUCAGUGAGAGUAUGUUAAGGCUAUAUUGUAUCUUUAUUGUUUCCACAAUAAAUGGAACGAGUAUUUA